CUUCCGGUGAAAUGUCAUUACAACUCCAAAACAUAACGAUCGAACAUAAGAGUUUUGUUCCACUGCCUGGUGGGAUCGCGAGAAAUAUUUUUCUCAAAAUGUGUUGUUAAUCGCGCUGCGGUUCCGUUAAUUAUUGCAGGACCGUUUUUCCUACGUGGAAACGUUUACCGACGAAGUGUUUGAAGCAAGCACCAAUCAUUAAUGUGCUCUUUAAUGUAAUACAAAAGUUGCAGAGUGUAAAUUGACAAUUAGUUCGUGGAUGGUGUGUUCGGGUGUUGUAUAAACCACGAUAUUCAAUCAAUUUGAACGUUCAAAUUAUGGCUUUAUACGUACUGUACGAGCAUGCUGCCGGCUAUGCCGUGUUUAGCGUCAAGGAGUUCGAGGAGAUUUCGAUGUUGUUGCCCCAGGUAGAGCAAUCGGUGACCGACUUAUCCCGUUUCAAUUCGAUCGUGAAACUAGUGGGAUUCUCUCCCUUCAAAACCGCUGUCGCUGCGUUGGAGAAUGUCAACGCCAUCUCGGAAGGGAUAGUUCCGGACGAUCUGUCGGUGUUCCUAGAUUCGGUUCUACCUAAAGCUUCUAAAUCCAACAAGUUCACUUUGGGGGUAGCAGAUGCCAAACUAGGUGCCGCUUUGGCCGAAGCACUGAAGAUUCAAUGCUCUCACAUUGGAGCCGUUCCGGAGAUUAUCCGUGGAAUUCGUCAUCAUUUCCCGAAGUUGGUCAAGGGAUUCUCAGAUAAAAGCGCCGGCGUUGCUCAGUUGGGUCUGGGUCAUAGCUACUCUCGAUGCAAGGUCAAGUUCAAUGUCCAUCGCUCGGACAAUAUGAUCAUCCAGUCGAUUGCACUGCUGGAUCAGUUGGACAAGGACAUCAACACAUUUUCAAUGAGGAUCCGCGAGUGGUAUUCUUACCACUUCCCAGAGCUGGUCAAAAUUGUUCCCGAUAAUUAUUUGUUUGCCAAAGUGGCCCAUUUCGUCAAGGAUCGCAAAUCACUGUCGCAGGAAAGUUUGGAAGGUCUCGAAGAGAUUGUAAUGGAUUCGGAAAAGGCACAGGCCAUCAUCGAUGCUUCAAAAAUGUCCAUGGGAAUGGAUAUUUCAGUUAUUGAUUUGCUGAACAUUGAAAUGUUUGCGAAGCGAGUGGUUAACUUAUCGGAAUACCGUCACCAGCUGUCGGAGUACCUACACUCGAAAAUGACCAACGUUGCUCCGAAUUUGCAGUCCCUCAUAGGAGACCAAGUGGGUGCUCGUCUUAUUUCCAAGGCCGGAAGCCUAACAAAUUUGGCUAAGUAUCCCGCAUCGACGGUGCAGAUUUUGGGAGCUGAAAAAGCUUUGUUCAGGGCACUAAAGACUAAGAGCAACACGCCCAAAUAUGGCCUACUGUUCAAUUCUUCGUUCAUCGGUCGAGCAAACGCCAAAAACAAGGGGCGCAUUUCGCGCUUCCUGGCCAACAAGUGCUCCAUCGCGUCCCGUAUCGAUUGCUUCACCGAGGCUCCCAACAGUGUGUUUGGCGAAGCGUUGAAGCAGCAGGUCGAGGAUCGUUUGAAGUUCUAUGAAUCCGGCGAAGCACCUCGCAAGAACGAAGAAGUAAUGAAGGAAGCGAUCGAAGUGUCUGCCCAGCUCAAUGCCAGCCAGAUGAGCGCCAAGAAGAAGAAAAAGAAGAAGGAUAAAAAGCGCAAACUGGAGGCAGAAGAAGAGGAUGCGAAUGGAAAUGCGGCCGACGAAACACUAAAUGAUACAGCUAACGGAAAUGGAACGUUGGUUGAAGAGGAUCCAGAAGCGACGGGCGAGCCCAAGAAGAAGAAAAAGAAGAAGAAGAGCAAGGUCGCCGAAGAAUAGUGUUCCGUGUAAAGGUAUGGUAUAAGUACAAUACCCUUUUCCUUCUAAGAUUUACUUUCUUUCUAUAUGUUAGUUAAAGAUGCAUCUAUUAUGUGCAUUGUUAUAAAAUAUAAGCUAUCGAUUUCUUGCUAAGAGAAUAGGUUUACUAAA
This is a messenger RNA of Aedes albopictus (Asian tiger mosquito), 1979 nucleotides long. It is a transcript of the gene Nop56, whose product is annotated as nucleolar protein 56. Gene Ontology annotation, molecular function: snoRNA binding. The record is from RefSeq and is a predicted model, not a curated record. Gene Ontology annotation, cellular component: box C/D methylation guide snoRNP complex; small-subunit processome. The transcript has 2 exons. NCBI's taxonomy places the organism in Eukaryota, Metazoa, Arthropoda, Insecta, Diptera, Culicidae. The coding region runs from base 318 to 1829 and encodes 503 amino acids.